Messenger RNA from Lingula anatina, 2310 nucleotides. Its product is annotated as bifunctional peptidase and (3S)-lysyl hydroxylase JMJD7. The record is from RefSeq and is a predicted model, not a curated record. Lineage: Eukaryota; Metazoa; Brachiopoda; Lingulata; Lingulida; Lingulidae.
UAUCCACAAUGGCUGCGCCCUUUAAAAAGUCGCGGGUGAAUGAUUCUAAAUGCAUUUCAGCGCUUUAACCCGAAACGAGUAGUGAGCCAGGUAGUUGUACACGUAGCACAGAGACAAACCGUGUAGAAGAAAAACUUAGCCGAAAAGAACAGCCAUGCUGCGAAUUUCGACAUCGUAUUUCUGUUUUUUUGUGGUACUUGGCUUUUUGACUAGCAACAUUGCAUCUGAGAUUCCAGGGCAUUUGCAGUAUUUAGGUUCCCAUCGUCCAGCAGAAGGCACAAUUGAACACACGGACACAUGGCCUGACCCAGAAACGUUUUACAACAACUACAUCAAACCUGGAAAACCAUUGUUGUUUAAGGGGAAGGCCAAAGAAAUACCAGCGUUUAACUUGUGGACCGAUGAAUAUCUUAGGAAACAGUAUGGACACAUUAAAGUGGAUGUAGAAGAAGGAAAGAAAGAAAACCGAUCCCUAGGUGUGCAAGAUUUGUCACUGUCAUCUUUCGUCAAAGUCUAUCGAAAAGCUGACAUCUACAUGGUUGAGAGUUUGCACAAAGAAAUGAUGGAUGAGUUCCACCUUCCCAAGCCUAUCCUGUGUGGAGGGUACACUAGGUUUCUGCAGGAUGCUGUGAUCUGGUUCAGCAGUGGAGGAACAAAGUCGGUGCUGCAUUUUGACAAUAUUGACAAUAUUAACUGUCUCAUGGAUGGAUCCAAGGAAUUAAUAUUCAUUGAUAAGAAAUAUAAAGACUUAGUAGAAAAAGAUGGUUUCGUUGAAAAAGGAAGUUACAGCUCAGUAGAUAUUGAAAAAGUAGACAUGGAAAAAUUUCCAGGGUUCAGAAAUGUUCCCUGGUGGACAGCUAGUAUGGAGAAGGGAGACUGUCUAUUUAUACCUUCUAGGUGGUACCAUCAUGUUUCCUCUGCUGGACCCCGUAAUCUUGCCAUUAACAUCUGGUUCUCCCAUCUUCCUAAGUUCAAUCAGACGGACUGCAAAGAGAAGGGGGAGCUUCCAGAAUCUCUUCCUCUCAACAAAUUCACAAUUCAUUCACUGGACUCCAGUGAGAUGAGCAGAAUGUCAUUUGUGGAGAUGUUUUCACCCUUUGAAGACAAAGAGGAAAUAAGUGUAGAAGAAUACAUAGCAACCAUGAAAAAAGUAUAUCAGAACUACAUUGAUCAUCAAGAAGUUAUGGAGAUAUUUGGUUUUCUGGAUCUUAAUCAUGACAUGGUUCUCCAGUGGGAUGAGCUGCUGACUUUUAAUAUUGAUGACUUCAUUAAAGAAUUUCCCUUUGUUUUUGGAGAAGAUGAUGGAGAUAUGGAAGAAGAACCAAAAGAUUUUGGAAAACAUGAGGAAUUGUAGAUUUUAUAUCUGAUGAGAUUAUCAUGUUAGACAAGUUAACAUUUUUUUUUUAUGUACAUUGGUAAAAUGUUCAUUAAGUCUCUAUUUUUGUAUGAUUUAAUUUGUGGAUAUCAUGAAAACCCAGUGUUCAUAUUAUUAGGUUCAUACUGACUUUAGACUUAAAAGAAUAUUUAACCAGUAUAUUUUCCUUCAAUUUGGAACAUUGUUAAUUGUAUAAAAUAUUUUUGGUCCUUUCUUUCAUAUUAUUCAAUUCUUUUGUAUCAGUGAUAUUUUACUGCAGCUGAAGUUAUUUAACGUGUUAAUAAUUACAGAUAAUUAAGCAAACUUUCUUUGAGAUAGAGAACCUGUUCUUAUAGUUUAUGUUAAAGUUUUUAUUGAAUAUUAAUGGUAAAUUUGAACCAUAUGAAUGUUUAGCUUGAUACAUUAUUCAGAUAGAGGAUUAAGUGGACAAGAAAUGUAGAGUUUAAUUAAUCUGAGAGAAUCUUUUUCACAAUAUAUCAUUUUUUCAUCUAAAAACACCACAAGUGUUAAUGUUUUAUAAUAUAUAUUGAAAUAUUUGUGCAAUAUUGUUAUUACAGUAAAAAAAGCCUGAUUUGCUACAAUGUUUUAACAUAUUAACAAAGAUUUUAUUUUGAUAGAGAAUGUGAUAAAGUUGUUAUUACACCUGCAGGUGUAAAGUUAUGUAAGCAAGUGUUUGUAUUUAUUAUUAGUUGUUGGUGAACAACGAGACCAUUUUUGAACAUUCAAGACUGGUUGGGUAGGCAUUUUUUUAUUAAGAAUGAUUGUGGUAAAUAAAAAGAAUUAUUUAACAAAAGAAAAAUGAAAAAAAGGAAGUUAUCAAACUGCUUUUGACAGAAUAUAUUAAUUGGGAAAUGGGUUUUUAUUUGUGAGGAUAAAAUGGUGCAUAACUGCAAUUUAUGUUGUUAUUCAGAAAAUAAAAUCCAUAAGAAAAUACA